Molecule: messenger RNA, 1977 nt
Organism: Cladophialophora carrionii CBS 160.54
Lineage: Eukaryota; Fungi; Ascomycota; Eurotiomycetes; Chaetothyriales; Herpotrichiellaceae
Exons: 1
Coding region: 1-1977 (658 amino acids)
Biological process (GO): protein refolding
Cellular component (GO): cytoplasm
Source: RefSeq, a predicted model, not a curated record
AUGGCCUCGUCGCCGUUGCCUCCCAACCCCUACGAAGCUUUGGGGGUUUCCAAAGAUGCUGACCCUGCUGCUGUCCGUUCUGCCCACCGGAAGCUGGCUCUGAAAUUCCACCCGGAUCGGAUAAAGGACGAAGCCCAACGAGAGAAGGGCAAAGACGAAUUUCAGAAGAUCCAGGAAGCCUACGAAAUCCUAAUCGAUCCUCAACGAAGACAACACUAUGAUGAUCAGGUGCGUCUCGCCGAGCUGCGAAAAGAGGCCAUGAUGCGUGGGCCGCCACCCGCCUCCACGUCAAACACUCGGUCAUACCCAAUGAGACCUGCGCCGCAGCCUGCACCUCCUUCGACUCGUGAGUACAACGAGUAUGGAGAAUAUUAUGAGGAAGUUCGCCAACCUCGGUUUGCGGACGACCACCGAGACCCGUAUGACGAGUUGCCACGAGGCACUUCACGGAAGCAUGCCGAUUAUGAGAGGCGAGCCCCUCCCCCACCCAAAGCGUCCGAGAAGUCGAAGAAGGCGGCAAGUUCGGCUGGGGUAUUCGGCGUUGCUGCGGCUGCUGCCAAAUUCAAGAGUCAGGCAGAAAAGUCCAGAAGUGGGAAAGCGGACGAAAAGAGAUUUGACAAGGAGAAGACGAGAGAAAGGAGGGAAAAGGUUGAGACAAGAAGACCGACGGCCGUUGAUGCGGAGAGUGAUUCCGACUACACAGAGGUCCGUCCGUCCAUGAAGUCCUCGCGUUCGAAGACGACCUCCUACUUCGAUCGACCGUCCGAACGAACACGCACAUCAACCAGGACCGAAAGACCUCGCGACUUCGAAGAAGAGAGCUUGGACGAAAAGUGGGAGAGGCAUCAUGAAGAGAGCAAAGCCUAUAUGGCAAAGGCCGCAAAUCGUCCCAGCUUGGAGCGUACUGCAUCAGACGCCUACCAAUACUGGAUUGGGUCUGAAUCUCGUGGCAGUGGGCGGAAGAGUGGUUCGGACAACGAGAAGAGACCCAGUUCAUCCAAGGGACGUCGCUCCAAUCCGGAGGAGUAUUUUGCACCGCCCUUCACAAAGUCCACCUCCUCACCCUCCAAUCUCCGAGCCCACGUCGAGGAACACGUUUCGGCAAGACCCACAACGCGUGAGCGUGAACGAGACCGAGACAGAGAAAGGGAUCGUGAACGCGAGCGAGACCGGGACAGAGAGCGAGAGCGAGAACGCGGUGACCAUCGCAGCAGGAUACCUCCUAGCCUGCAUCGGGCCCAAACCACGCCGACCCCUAAGUCAUCGACGGCGAGGAAAGACUCUGUACCAUCCAAAGGCUCAAAUUUGAAGCAUGGCGAGACUCAUAUGCACGACUCUGGCUAUGGAAGCAGCUCUAACCCCCACACGCCCGAGAUGAGGGAGGAGAGUCCCCCAAGAACCAAGGCGCGAUAUCCUGCAACCACCUCGACCAAGUACCACAUCGUCGAUCCCGCCGACGAUGGUGAUGACCAUGCGCGGACGCCGAGAGUCAGGGAAAUGUUCGAUGAUCACGGAGAUCGCCCGAAUAGAAGAUAUCACCACAGCCCCGAGUCAGUUGUUCCGGACCUACCGCGGGACUCUGAGCGGCGCAGGGAGAAGCCUGAGCGUCCCCGUGUUGAGACUAAGAAGUCGUCGAAGACCGCUGCCAUGAUGCAGGACUUCAUUCCUCCGACGGUGCGAAGGAGCGAGUCAGGGCGAUAUGAAGACAGACCACCCCCACGCUCCCCACAUGAUGCACCGUCGAUAUCGCGCAACAACAGCGGUCGAGAGAAGCUCUUCGGCGAAAUGUCUCCCAUGUCGCCCGAUGAACGGGAGCCGUCGCGCUAUGCUCGGCCAUACCCCGCCGACAAGGUCCAUAUCGCUUCUCGCGGUGAACCACAGUAUUCCCGAUACGAAUACCGCGAGCCGGAUGAUCGCUCACGACUUCGAGAAGCCCCGCGAAUGACGUCUCGACGGCCCUCGGUGAAUGCAUACUAG